Eurypyga helias (sunbittern) is the source of this 1198-nucleotide messenger RNA. It is a transcript of the gene NAGPA, whose product is annotated as N-acetylglucosamine-1-phosphodiester alpha-N-acetylglucosaminidase. NCBI's taxonomy places the organism in Eukaryota, Metazoa, Chordata, Aves, Eurypygiformes, Eurypygidae. The annotation marks the transcript as partial. The transcript is spliced from 9 exons. The record is from RefSeq and is a predicted model, not a curated record.
UUACCUGUCUGAGGAAGAUGUCUUGGAUCAAGCAAACCCUUUUGUGCAGCUUGUGAGUGGGGUAGUUUGGCUCCUAAGAAAUGGAGAAGUGUACGUCAAUCAGAGUCAAAUGGCUGAGUGUGGUGAAAUUCAAACCACAGGAACCUUCGACAAGUUCAUCAAUGUAAUAUCAGCCAGGACCGCAGUUGGGCAUGACAAUCAGGGGCAGCUGGUCUUGGUUCACGUGGAUGGACAGACGGAAUCCAGAGGGGUGAACCUCUGGGAAAUGGCUGAAUUCCUGAAGCAGCAGGGAAUCAUCAACGCUAUCAACCUGGACGGUGGAGGGUCUGCAACGCUGGUUUUAAAUGGGACCCUCGCGAACUACCCGUCUGAGCACUGCUCCUUUGACAACAUGUGGCGUUGCCCUCGGAGCAUCUCGACCGUCAUGUGUAUCCACGAGCCUGCCUGCGAGCCUGCAGACUGCAGCGGUCAUGGGGACUGCGUGGGAGGGGAGUGCCACUGCGCGGGAGGCUUCUGGAGAGGCUCAGCCUGUGAUAUCUUGGACUGUGGCCCUUCCAACUGCAGCCUGCAUGGCAUCUGCACUGACUCUGGGUGCCUGUGUGAUGCUGGCUGGACUGGCAGCAACUGCACUGAAGCUUGUGCUAGUGGUUUCUACGGAGACGCUUGCACCCAGAAAUGCCAGUGCCAGAAUGGUGGCUUGUGUGACCCCGUGCACGGAUCCUGCUCCUGCCCCGCUGGGUACUAUGGCACCAGCUGUGAGCAAGAGUGUCCCAUGGGCUGGUACGGGCCAAACUGCCGGCAACAGUGUGCGUGUGAACACGCGUGUCCCUGCGACCGGGAGACAGGCAGCUGCAACGUCACCUACGACUUGGCAAUACAGGAACAGUUAAACAAAGCUGGGCAGUGUUUGGCUUCACAGAACAAGAGAGGGAGCAAAGAAAAGUUGUCUCUGUCAGAGUCUGACAGGACAAACUGGAUCUCUGUGACCUCUGCCUUGGCUCUGCUGCUGGUGAUCAGCGCCAUGGGAAACGUGGGCCUCCUGCUCAAAGCCAGCUCCAAGAGGCGAGGUGAGAGCUGCGACUACGUCUACAGCCCCCUGAGGGAGCUGAAUGGGGAGGCCAGCCAUCCCUCCACAUCUGCCUGUGAGGCAGAGGACACGCAGGACCAAAGCCAGGCCCUUCUUCAGAGCGUGGGGUGA